Molecule: messenger RNA, 1062 nt
Organism: Clonostachys solani
Lineage: Eukaryota; Fungi; Ascomycota; Sordariomycetes; Hypocreales; Bionectriaceae
Source: the annotation of a GenBank genome assembly
AUGAGCAACGUAUUCCUUACUGGAGCCACUGGGUACAUUGGUGGAGAUGCCCUCUCCAUUAUUGUCGAAGCCCACCCCGAAUGGUCCAUUCGCUGCCUUGUGCGUAACAACGACAAAGGGGCGUUAAUCACGGCAAAAUAUCCCGGCAUCCAGCUGGUCUACGGCGAGCUGGAUAGUGUCGACAUCAUUGAGCAAGAAGCAAAGGAUGCCGACAUUGUCUACCAUUUUGCGGAUUGUGAUCACGAGCCAUCCGCCAUUGCCAUCGCAAAGGGGCUAGCCAAUCAUACCCCGGAUCGUCCGGGAUAUUGGAUUCAUACAUCUGGUACCGGUAUCUUGACCUACCCUGACUUCGCGAAUACUACAUUUGGCCAGGCGACGAACGAGCCUUUUGAUGACUGGGACGGAAUUGAAAAAGUCCUCGACUCUAUCCCCGACCACGCAAGACAUAGGUUGGUUGACAAAAUUGUCAUCGAGGCCGGGACCAAGCUCGCAGACCGUGUCAAGACUGCCAUUGUAUGCCCGCCAACCAUUUACGGUCCAGGAAGGGGACCAGGGAAGACCCGUGGUGCCCAGGCCUACAACUUAGCCAACUCCAUUCUAGCGGCAAAGCAGGGCGUCCUGAUCGGAAAAGGCACCAACGUCUGGACACAGGUGCAUGUCUGGGAUCUCAGCAACCUAUAUCUACUACUCGGCGGUGAAGCAGCAAACGGGGGCGGCAAGGCGACCUGGGGAAGGGAAGGCUAUUACUUUGCGGAGAAUGGGUUGUUCGUGUGGGGGGAUGUUGCGAGAGCACUCACUGGUGCAGCUUUUGAGAAGGGGCUAAUUCCAUCACCAACUCUCAAGUCUGUGAUAAGGACACUGGAUGCCGAUAGGAAGGAGUUGGCCCCUUCUACAGACUUGGAGCCCGUGUCUGAUCAGGAGGCCAAGCUGCUACGCCCCUUCUUGCAUUACAUGGUCCUCCGGGCAAAGAAGAUCUUGGGUUGGACUCCCAGGGAGAGACUUCUCAUUGAGGAGACUCCGGACAUUAUCGAAUUUGAAGCAAAGUUGCUUGGUCUCUAUUAG